CAAAUGCUCGUAUCAUUCUUUGUAUGCAUUGUCCACAAUUCAAGGUUUAUGUGGUGUGAAUAAUUGCAGGAUGACCCUCUGCAUAUAAGUUCGCGACAGUCUGAAAAGCCCCGACACUUUCCUUUUGUUGUCUAUUCUCACUACUUUCACCAGCCUAAUGACAGCAGAAAAACGUAUAGAAAUUCCAGGACAAGAGAUCAUUGCCGGCAUUCUUAAUGACAAAGGGGGAUCUGACAAGCGCUUAGUGCUCAUUACACACGGUGCACCGGGUCACAAGAAUUAUUAUUUUCUUCCACUGCUGGCUCAAAGACUGCCUUACUCUUCUUUUCGCUUUGACUUUCGCGGAAGCGGUGAAAGUGGAGGCAAACCUAAAUAUAACAAUAUGAGUGACAAUGCGCAUGAUAUCUAUACUGUGGCAAACUAUUUUAAAGAACAAGGCUAUAACGUGUUUACCGUCAUCGGUCAUUCGCGAGGUGCUAUUGCUGCAUUAAAAUAUGCAGCUGACUUGCGUGAAGCACCCCCGUUGUCACACGUAGUUGAUAUUGCUGCGAGAUACAAGAUGGGUGAUAGCAGUCGACUCAAAGAUUCAGCAAAACAAGAUCUUGCUGACAAGGGCUACUUUGAAUGGCCAGUGGAUAAAAAUGGACAGCUAUUCAAAGUCAAAGUCACUCAGGCAGACGUUGCUGCUUAUGCUUCUUGGGAUAACUCACAUGUAUCCAGAAUUUCCAAGGCAACCUGUGUAUUGACAUGUCAUGGUCUCAAUGAUACGGUGGUGACAGCUGACAAUGCAGCCAUGAUUGCCAACAAAGUAUCAAACCAUACUCUUGAGCUUAUACCAGAAGCCAAUCAUACGUUUGACGGCAAGGAAGAGGAACUGAUCUCUAUCAUCACUAGCCACCUCGAGAAGCAUGAGAACAGUGCUUUUGAACGAGCUCAAAAAUUUGGCCAUCACAAUAGUAUCUGUAUUCCACGUUGGGUUGACGUGGAUGGAGUCAAGAACUUUCGUGAUAUAGGUGGAUGGCCUCUCAAAGACGGUAGCGGAUAUGUGCGUGAGCGUACCGUGUUUCGAUCGGCACAACUUGGGGGUAUCACGGAACAGGGUAUUCAAACGUUACACCACUUGGGAAUAACUGCUGUUUUUGAUUUUCGAUCUGACGCUGAAAUGAAGGGCGACAGUGAAAGAAUGCCUGACAUUCCUGGAAUCACACAUCAUCCUUCCGGUGUGUUUACCGACGAAGAUUUUGCACCUGGAAAUCAGGAAAAGAAUCUCCGUGUCUUCUUCCAGGGACCCGAGGGCGUCUGCAAGGGCUACACUGAAAUGCUAUAUCGUGCAAAGAAGCAGUACCGUAAGAUUUUCCUGUACCUACUGGAGCAUCCGGACGAUGGCAUCCUGGUACAUUGCCGUAUCGGAAAAGACCGUACAGGGCUGUUUUUCAUGCUUCUGCUUAGCCUAUGCGGUGUUGAUGAAGACAUCAUCGUCAACGAAUACGGUUUAACGAAUUUGGGUAUCUGGGAGACGAAAAAAAGGAUCGAGGAACAUGCAAAGGAGUCCAGAAUUACACCCGCACAACUUGAAGAAUUGUUGACGGCAUCUAUGCCUGGAAUCCUGUUGACCAUAAAGCAUAUUCGGACAAAGUAUGGAUCUUUGGAAGAAUUUGUGUGCCAAGAAUGUAGUUUAAGCGCUGAACAAUGUCAGGUAACUAUAAAAGCAGCAACAAGAUUCUUCUUACUUUCAGACACUUCGCGAUCGUAUGGUUGUCCCGAUCCGUUUUGAAGAGCGGCAAUUGUACAGAGGAAUUGAACCCUGAGCCUGCUCAAUUAGGAAAACACAGGGGGACGGGAGGAUCGUUAGAUUAUAAGGGGAGCGGGGAGGCGAGGGCGCCAAGUAAGAAGCAACCAUGUACUAUCGGAAAAAACAAAUAAAUGAAUGAAGAAUGCGAACAUCAUGUAAUGCGUUCUUGUAUCCAAGCUCUUGGGUACCGUCCGA
This is a messenger RNA of Zychaea mexicana, 1987 nucleotides long. RefSeq names its product tyrosine phosphatase family-domain-containing protein. The transcript is spliced from 13 exons. Bases 158 to 1774 code for a protein of 538 amino acids. Gene Ontology annotation, molecular function: phosphoprotein phosphatase activity. Lineage: Eukaryota; Fungi; Mucoromycota; Mucoromycetes; Mucorales; Lichtheimiaceae. Gene Ontology annotation, biological process: dephosphorylation. The record is from RefSeq and is a predicted model, not a curated record.